GUGCUGACUGGUGUCAAAUCAAAAUAGUUUUCGGUUACGGAUUUAUGAUGUGGGCAAACAAACUAAAAAGAUAAUAUUAAUUGACUGAAUUUCCCACUGUAUUAGACAGCUUUAUGUUAACUUGUAAUGUUUAUAGUGUAUAAGAAGCAAUGGAGAAAGUAAAUUGUGUAUUAAUAUUAGUUUCAUUAGGCGUGUUGUUGUGGGGUGUGGCCGGACAAUAUGAAUGGCAAAUACGCGAUGCUUUCGACGAGAUUCGGGGUAAAAUGGACAAAAUCUCACCCGACAACUGCUAUAUUAGCCAUCUAGACGAUCUAUUCUUACCAGAAGACUCGGUCUCCCACCAUCCUGAUGUAAAAGAGAUAAAUAUCAACCCCGUGUUCCCGAACAGGACUGCUUUGUUGCAUUUACACAACAUGGCUAUGACCAGAGCGUUUUUCUGGAGUUACAUCCUACAAUCUAGGUUCAUACGACCCGCCAUAAACGAUACCUACGAUCCAGGUAUGAUGUAUUAUUUCCUAUCGUCAGUGGCGGAUGUGUCUUCGAACCCAUACAUAAACGCUAGUUCGAUAUACUUUUCGCCGAACAUGUCGUACACGUCGUCGUACAGAGGGUUCUUCAAUAAAACUAUGCCAAGAUUCGCGCCAAGAGCUUUGCGUGCAGACGAUUUCAACGAUCCAGUACAUUUACAGAAAAUAUCAACGUUAAACACAUUCUACGUCGAAGAUCAGGGUGCCUACGAGCCGGACAGCUUAUCUAAAGAUUACACAUCAGAUUUUUACCGCAUUAAUGAGUGGUACUCACUGUGGCUGCCAGACAAAGUGGACAAGCGACAUGACACCAAAACAACUUACCAAGUUGAAAUCAGAUACGCCAAUAACACUAAUGAGACAUUCACAUUCCACGGACCACCAGGAAAUGAUGAGACUCCUGGUCCUGUCAACUGGACAAAACCUUAUUUUGACUGUGGCAGACUGAAUAAGUGGUUGGUGGCAGCAGUGUCUCCUGUAGCUGAUAUCUACCCUCGACACACACAGUUCAGACACAUUGAAUAUCCAACAUACACAGCAGCAGUUGUUAUGGAGAUGGACUAUGACAGGAUAGACAUAAAUCAGUGUCCUCCCAGCGAGGGGAAUGACAAGGCAAACAGAUUUGCCUCCACUGCACGAUGUAAAGAAGAAACUACUGAGUGUGAACCAAUACACGGCUGGGGUUUCCGUCGAGGAGGCUACCAGUGUCGCUGCAGGCCAGGCUUUCGGUUGCCUAGCAUCGUGCGCCGCCCGUACUUGGGGGAAAUUAUAGAACGGGCCACCUCUGACCAGUACUACAAUAACUUUGACUGCUCUAAGAUUGGAUGGAUCCAGCGUCUACCGGUGCAAUGGGAGAAGGCUCAUCCUUUCGUACGCGCGUUGUACGCCGACCGCUACUACGAGUACGUGAACGCGACCAGCGGGCCCGCCGCGCUGCACGCCGAGCGCGUCAACGUGUACGAGGUGCUCAACUUCAUCAGGGGUGUGCAACCCGCCAACUGUUCCGACUACAACCCAACAGAUUUGUUCUUGAACGGUGACAUAGCUUAUGGUGCAGAAGAGCAGUUUGAGAAUCAAGCAAAAAUGGCCGUGCGACUCGCUAACUUCAUCAGUGCAUUCUUGCAAGUAUCGGACCCCAAAGAGGUGUUCAGUGGCACGCGAGUGGCGGACAAGCCCCUCACUGAGGACCAGAUGCUCGGAGAGACGCUUGCUCUAGUUCUUGGUGACUCGAAGAUUUGGUCGGCUGGCACAUACUGGGACAGGAACAAGUUCACGAACCGCACAUUCUUCGCGCCCUUCGCCUACAAGACUGAGUUAAACACGCGGAAGUUCAAACUGGAGGACAUGGCUCGGCUUAAUAAAACUGAUGAAGCAUACACCAACAAGCCGUGGUUCCAGUUCCUGAAACAGCGAUGGUCGACUAACUUUGACAGUCUAGAGAAGUUUUUCCUCAAAAUGAAGAUCCGAGACAGUGAAAUAGGGAAGUACCUGAAACACUACGAGAGAUACCCCACGUUCUACAGAGCAGCGAACAUCAAACACGGUCACUGGACCCCUCCAUACUACGACUGUAAGGGUCACUUGAAGCAGUGGGUCAUAACGUAUGCUGCACCGUUCUUUGGGUGGGAUAAUGUUAAAGUGAAGUUGGAAUUCAAGGGAGUGGUGGCGGUGACGAUGUCGCUGCAGUCGCUGGACAUCAACCAGUGCCCGGACAAGUACUACGUGCCCAACGCCUUCAAGAGCACUGACAAAUGCGACAAGAGCUCUUCUUAUUGUGUACCAAUCCAAGGUCGCGGGUUCGAUUCCGGCGGCUACAAGUGCGAGUGCCUCCAGGGCUACGAGUAUCCGUUCGAGGAUCUCAUCACGUACUACGACGGGCAGAUCGUGGAGGCGGAGUUCCAGAACAUCAUAGAGGACAAACAGACACGCAUCGACAUGUUCAAGUGUCGGCUGGCGGGCGCCGCCGGGGUGCGCGGUAGUGUUGUUGGGUUACUAGUGCUACUGAUGUUUGUAUGGAGGAUGAGGUAAAACAUUUAAUAUGAAACAUACUGUUAUGUAAACCUAUAAAUCGCGUCGAAUGAAGCUGCUCACAUAAUUAUCAUCGAACUUCACUUUGGUAAGUUUGUAUGAUUUUUAAGUAUUCCGUACAAAUAAACGGCCGCGUGGCGCAGUGGGUAGUGACCCUGCUUUCUGCAUCCACCGCCCGUGUGUUCGAUUCCCACAACUGGAAAAUAUUUUUGUGAUGAGCAUGGGUGUUUUCCAGUGUCUGUGUGUAUUUAUACAUUAUAUAAGUAUUUAUAUGUAGUAUAUAAAUUUAUAUUAAUAUUAUAAUAUCAACUAUCUUAGUACCCAUAUCACAAGCUACGCUGUAUGCUUACUUUGGGGCUAGAUAGUGAUGUGUAUUGUUUAGGUAUAUUUAUAUUUAUAAAAAAAAAAAAUUGAAAAUUAAUUCUUAAUGCUUGAUUUCGAUUUGGAAUUCCGCGAGACUACUGCAGACUUAACGUUUUUCUUCAUUCGGAAUGUAUAUUGUUGCAAGGGCUCGCAUUGGUUAUUUACGCGCGCAAUUAGUUCCAUUUAGAAAAAAAAACGUAUUUUCUAAUCAUUUCAUGCAUUCGGUUUUCCGAACACGGAAAACGGAAUCUGAAAACGAGUGUAUGCAGCCUAAGGGUCACACAUAUCUCGGAAAGGGAUCGUAACCGAAUCGCCUCGCCGUUAACCAGUAGCCCUAACAUGCGACCAGCGACAUAUCUCGUGACGAGAAAUAAACAAAUAUCGAUCUAUUGCUGCUAAACCGGAAAUCCUUUUAUUCAUUUAUUGUGUUGGGAAGAAAGAGAUGUGACUACUCUGCCACCAUUGGUUGAUAUUAUCGUCACGAGAUGUGUCGUUGGUGGCAUGCAAGUUAAAAUUGAUAUUAUGUUAUGCAUGACAAUAUAUAUACAUAUUGUUUGCGAAAUUUAAUUAAUAUUUAUCAAUAAUAGAUUUAUUGUCAUCUAAAAUAUAUAAUUACUAGUGUUAGAUACCCGUUCUUUAGUAUUUUAAAUGUGAAAGUAAAAGUCGUAGCUCAUUAGAGCUACCCGGGAUUUGACCCGCACCACAAGCAUGUAGAGGUGAGACAUACCUGCAAAAUACAAUACCAGGGCUUUCAAGUACGAGUGUCUAAAAAUACUAGGGCUAAAUACCAGGUUAAGUAAUAGUUUGAAGUAUUUUAUUUUGCCAAUACGAUUGUGUUUCUUUUGUCAUUAGAAUUUGGAUUAGUUUCCUUUGCCAAACCGGCGUCUGCUUAUCAAAUACUUGGAAGUAUUUCGAGUCCGUACCAGGGCGUCCUAGUACGAAGUAAAACCCUGGUAUAAAAAACGGUUUGCGUAAAUAUGUGAGAGUUGUCCACUCGAAGUCUGCGCGUGGACACCUCGCGAGCGAGGCGAUCCGGUUUUAGUACGGAGUUGAUGUAGUGAGCGCGUGCCCAUACGAAUAUUUAACCACUCGAGGCGAGGCGGUGCGGGUCGGGUCUCGGACUAAUGAGCUUCGACCUUAAGACUGUUGGUCUGUUCAUCUGUUCCUGGCUAAACCACUACCGAUUAGGAUGAAAUUUAGUAUAAAGAUAAAGUGGUCCAUGGAGCAGAAUAACUUCUUUUAUUACGGAAAAUACAUGAUUCCAGCGGGAUUUAAAAAAAAAAUCUGAAUUCCAAUAUCAGAGGAGACUAGAAGCUUGGCAGAUAUUGUAACUUAUAGUAUUCUAUAUAUUUGUAUCAAAACAAUCUAUUUUGUAUUAUAACAUGUAUUAUUACAAGUUUAAUUCUUAUUAAUAGAUUUAGUAUGUAGGUGAAAGUUAAUGUCAAUUGCAAUAAGUUUAAUAUCUGUGACCGUUUUUUCACGGAGUAAGAUUUAGUUAAAUACCGCAAGCCGUCCAAAAACGUGCUCAAUAGAAUUAUUAUCAAGCGCCUAUUUAUAAUUUUGUUAGGUUUCGUCUUAUUUUAGUUUGUAAAUCGAAGUUUAAAUUGAUUUAUUAAUUAUUACUUUCUAUUAUAUAUACAUACUGACUUGUAGAGAUUGACAAUGAUUUUUUUUUAAUAUUUUGUAUAUCAUGUUAAAUAAUUUUCGUGACAUCAUCUUAGUACGAAUAGUUAGAAGAAUUAUCGUCAAAAUGGUUUACACCAUUGGAUAUAAUUCUAUUGAUUGAUAGUGUUUGCAGCAAUGCUCAAUAUCAUUGUUAUUAGGUGUACCUAAUAUAGGUGGUGGAGGUCUUGACACUUGCUAUUUUGAUUGCAAAUUCGGUACAGUUUUGAACUCACCACCAUUUUCACCCAUCUUAGGAGCUGAAAACUUUUAGCUCUUAUAAAAAUACGAAGAUCUGGAUUUUCAUGAUUUCUAUCAUGUAUAAAUACAAACCUAUAUUUAUUAUAGCUUUAAAAAAUGGUAAAAUUAAAUCUCAAGUACAUAUUUUAAAACUUUUUUUUUUAUUCAUUAUGAGUUAUUACAACUGAAACAAAAUUAUACUUUCCUUUAUUUUAUUUCUCAAGUUUCUUCUUUUGAAGCUGUCUUUCUUCAGUUGCCUAAAAAUAAACUAUUGCUCGAAUUAAAAAAAAUCAGUCAUAACUAUCAGUCUUUAUUUUUUUAUUUUCUGCUAUUAAUCUCCAUUAUAAACAGUGUUUUAAACUAAUCUUAAUUUUUUUAAUAGCUUUACGAUGGUUUCUAUUUACACUUGUAUUUGUUUCUCGUUUUUCUUUUAUAUGUUUAAAAUAUUUUUGAAGUAUUUUCAUCAUUUAGAAUAAGACGACUGUAUAUAAUUAUUAUCUCCCUACUUAAUAUUUUAGUAAUUAUUUUUUUUACUUAAGUAUUGAUAUUAUAUGAAUCUCAUUUUUUUUUUCAAUUUCAUGAAUUUAGUAUUAUAAUUGUGUGUAUUUUUUAAACAUAACUAAAAGUAUGUAGUGAAUUAUAUUAUUUGUCAGAACAGGUACAAAUAGCUUUCUAAAUACUUUAUUGUAAAAAAGUAUUAAUUAAUUUUUAGGUAAUUAAUAUUCUUUACAAGAAUUUCAUUCUAACUAUAAAUAUAUUCAACUAUAAUUAAAUUCAAUUGUCUUCAUUUAAAGAUAUUUCCAUUUAUUAUAAUUUUUACAUGCUUUGGUAACAAUAACAAUUCAGAUAUUGUUAGAUACCACAGAAUAAAUAAUGAUACAGAAUGAGUCUUUAUUCUAAUAUUCUUUAAUCUGUGGAUAAUUCUAUUUUAAUUAUAUUACUUUAAAUAAUAAAAAUUACAGUGUAUUUUCUUGUAUGGUUUUUAAUCUAUUUGAUUUGCCUACUAUUUUCUAUAACAUUAAAAUAGUACCAUAUUAUAUUAAAAUUAAUUUACCUAUUAAUUAUUAAGUAAUUCUAUAUUUUUGACCAAAAUAUACCUUAUUUUAUAAUGCCUGUAGGAUUUAACUGUAUUUAUAAGAAAUAUAGUAGCAAUCUAUUAAACUGAACAUUUGAAUUUUCAACUUAUUUUAGACAUCUUGACAUUUCUCUGAUAGCCCAGUCAAAUAAGGAUUUCAAGUCGGCAUGAGAGAUAAUUAACUGUUUGUCACUUUGAACAGCAAAAUUAAUGUGUAUACUAGUUUAUAAAGCAAAUAUUUCGUAGCACCACAAUAAACUACUACUUAAACUAGAAAAAACCAAUAAUAGGGUAGUUGACCCAUAUCAAAUUUAAUAUAAACAUCAAUUUCGUUUAGUACAUGGAAUAAGGGUCCGAAAUAUAUUGAUAUCAAUUAAUAAAAGUUAAGGAUUUCCUAUAAAACUUAAUUGAAAUAUCACAUAUUUUUUCAAAUUUUCCAAACGCCAAAAACCCUGUCAUCAAUUUUGUGACGUAGUGACGUCACACUUGAUGUACUAAACGUCAAACUAAUUAUUACUAAUAUUUUUGUUUUAUUUACUAAUGCUCCGUUUGUAAGGAUUUGUUAUAGUGACGUCAUGAAACAGUUUAAAUAUAGACUGUCAAGGGCGACAGGCGUUUUGGCUCGUAUUUUCAAAAACAUAUUUAAAAACUAAAAUUUUCAUGUAAUCAUGUCUCAAAAAAAUAUGAAAUUUUUUUUCAAUCAAGUAGAACGAUAAGGAACAAUUUAAGACAAUUAAAAAAAAAGAGUCAACUAGCCUAUUGUAUUGUGUAGUUGAAAGUAUGGUGUUUAGUAUUUUAACAUUACAAUCUAUGCUCUACUGAUUCUGUAAUAUAAUAUUUUAUAUUUUAUUGUCUAUUACUGUAUUGUUUGAAAUUGUUUUACUAACAUUAAGUAGGUAGUAGUUAUGGUAACAUUCCAAAGUACUGUAAUAUUUCAGAAUGUGCUGCCGUCCAUUUUGUGCCUUUUAUAGUUUUAUAAUUAAAUCCCACGUGAAUUUUG
Bicyclus anynana (squinting bush brown) is the source of this 6895-nucleotide messenger RNA. RefSeq lists its product as uncharacterized. The transcript has 11 exons. NCBI's taxonomy places the organism in Eukaryota, Metazoa, Arthropoda, Insecta, Lepidoptera, Nymphalidae. Bases 150 to 2555 code for a protein of 801 amino acids. The record is from RefSeq and is a predicted model, not a curated record.